AAUAUAUUAACUAAUGCAUUAUUAACAGACAAUGUAUUAUUUGUGGGGAAAUUAUUAUAUUAUUAAUCAUGAUGGUGUUUAUGGAAAGAAAAAAUAUAUACAACGAAACCCUGAACUCGUAUGGUAUACGUCACGUCCACGUCAAUCGCGCGUUUUUAGACCAGUUUGAGAUUGAGGACUGUGUCUACCGAUAGUUUCACUUCAUAUGAAUAUAGUUUGUGUAAUAUUCUACUUUAAUUUAAUUGUAUUAGGUUUAUAAUAUGACGGAGAAAGCGGCCCCGGCUCCGCUGGCCCGCACUGUGUUGCAGCAGUGCCUCCACGCCCGGCUCCAGGUGGCCCCGCCGGGUCCGGAAUCAGAGGCGGAAUGGGUCCAGAUUGACCGGGGAAUGGUGAUCUACGUGUGUUUCUUCAAAGGGGCGACAGAAGACAUGCUGCCUAAAAUGGUGUCCGCCCUGCUGAACCAGCGUCUGUGUGAGAGGGCGCCGGGGGGGCUGGCCUCAGUGCUGGAGCUCCGGGGCAGCGUGUUGGUGGUACCCCAGGCCACGCUGGGCGGGCGGGCCAAGGGCCGGGCCAUGCAGUACCACGGGAACAUCGGCAAGGAGGACGGGCUGCGGCUGUACCAGCGCUUCGUCUCGCUGUGCCAGGCCCAGCUGCAGGCGGCGGGAGGGGCAGCCGGGGGGGCGGGGGCAGAGGGGGAGGGGGCGGGGGCAGAGGUCAAACACGGAACCUACGGGAACCGACAGGUUCUCAAGCUGGACACCAACGGACCCUACACCCACCUGAUGGAGUUCUGA
Messenger RNA from Gadus chalcogrammus (walleye pollock), 794 nucleotides. RefSeq names its product D-aminoacyl-tRNA deacylase 2 (gene dtd2). Bases 261 to 794 code for a protein of 177 amino acids. Gene Ontology annotation, cellular component: cytoplasm. The record is from RefSeq and is a predicted model, not a curated record. Gene Ontology annotation, biological process: tRNA metabolic process. The transcript has 3 exons. Lineage: Eukaryota; Metazoa; Chordata; Actinopteri; Gadiformes; Gadidae. Gene Ontology annotation, molecular function: D-tyrosyl-tRNA(Tyr) deacylase activity.